Molecule: messenger RNA, 210 nt
Organism: Cooperia oncophora
Lineage: Eukaryota; Metazoa; Nematoda; Chromadorea; Rhabditida; Trichostrongylidae
Source: the annotation of a GenBank genome assembly
AUGGAUUCCAUUUGCCACUUCUUAAUGGUAUGGUAUUACUGUACUCUGACGAUUCGAGAGAGCAUCCUGAUUAUCAACGGCUCCAAGUUAGGAUCCUGGUGGGUGGCUCAUCACUACCUGGCUUGUGUGAUCGGUGGUGUCGCACUCACAUGGCCGGAUGACGCCUCAUAUCAGGCUUUUCACUUCCAAUUCUUGCUGUUCGCUGGAUAA